Messenger RNA from Synchiropus splendidus (mandarinfish), 1278 nucleotides. RefSeq lists its product as uncharacterized. The transcript has 2 exons. The record is from RefSeq and is a predicted model, not a curated record. Gene Ontology annotation, molecular function: 2-oxoglutarate-dependent dioxygenase activity; methyltransferase activity. Lineage: Eukaryota; Metazoa; Chordata; Actinopteri; Syngnathiformes; Callionymidae. Bases 248 to 1195 code for a protein of 315 amino acids.
GGACGUGCGCACUCAGCUCAGGAGGCUGAACCUUCGGAAGGCGGCAGGUCCGGACAGAGUUUCCCCUGCCAUCCUGAAGCAUUCUGCUGCUGAGCUGGCUCCAGCGUUCACUGACAUCUUCAAUGCUUCCUUGGUGUCCUGUCAUGUACCUGCCAGCUUUGAGUCCUCCAAUACCAUCCCUGUUCCCAAGAAGGCCAGGAUCACAGGACUGAAUGACUACAGACCGGUGGCACUGACGUCUGUGGUCAUGAAGUCCUUUGAGCGCCUGGUUCUCUCUCACCUGAAAUCUAUCACUGCUUCUCACCUGGACUCAUUGCAGUUUGCCUACAGAGCCAACAGAUCUGUGGACGAUGCAGUGAACCAGGCCCUUCAUUUUGUUAUGGAGCAUCUGGACUGCCCAGGAACCUAUGGCAGGAUCCUGUUUAUGGACUUAAGCUCUGCCUUUAACAAAAUUCUUCCAGCUCUGCUUGAAUACAAGCUUCGCCAGCUUGACGUGCCUGACUCCCUCUGUAGAUGGAUUACAGACUUCCUGACCAGCCGAAGUCAGUGUGUGCGGCUGGGGACGACUGUCUCCGACACUCGGACCCUCAUCAUCGGGUCUCCUCAGGGCUGUGUUCUCUCUCCGUGGCUCUUCUCUAUGUACACUAACUGCUGCACCUCCAGCCACGAGUCCAUGAAGCUGAUCAAGUUUGCGGAUGACACCACCAUCAUCAGGCUCAUCUCAGAUGGAGAUGAGUCGGCUUACAGGAGGGAGGUGGAGCGGCUAAUGUCCUGGUGCAGCUACAACAACCUGGAGCUCAACGCCCAGAAGACAGUGGAGAUGUUCAUAGACUUCAGGAGAGUAACAGUUUCUCUGUCCCCUCUCAUGUUGGCUGGUUUACCUAUUCCUAUUGUGGACUCCUUCUGCUUCCUGGGAACCACCAUCACUGAGGACCUCAAAUGGGAGCCAACCAUCAGGUCCCUCAUCAGGAAGGCCCAGCAGAGAAUGUUCAUUCUGAGGCAGCGACGGAAACUACAACUGCCGACGAAGUUGCUGGUGGAGUUCUACACAGCCAUCAUCCAGUCCAUCCUCACCUACUCUAUCACCGUCUGGGGGUUAUCAACAUUUCUUUUACCUGGUUUGAAACCCAGCUUAUCCCGGGCCGAAAAGGCGUUUGCCGAAUGUGGACGUGUGUGUGCGGAGCUCCUGAGAUAGAGUUGACUUUUCUCCCUCAGAUCUUUAUAAAAAAAAAACGACUGAACACAAAGGUGCUGGAGUACUUUAUUUUCUUUUGCUUU